AUGAAGAGUUCCACCACACACGCCACCAUAGAGGCUCUGCACACCUUGUUCAGUACAUUCGGGUUGCCCCGGACGCUGGUAUCCGAUAAUGGCCCACAGUUUACGAGUUCGGAAUUUAACACCUUCACGAAGCUGAAUAACAUAGUACACCUCCGAACAGCACCGUAUCACCCCCAGUCCAAUGGGCUCGCGGAGCGGGCGGUUCGGACUGUUAAGUAUUCAUUGAAGAAGAAUGUACAAGGGUCACUGAAAACCCGCCUGGCUAGGAUUUUGCACAGGUACCGCAGGACGCCGCAGGCCGGGGGCCGGACACCAGCGCAACUCCUAAUGGGCUACGAUCUUCGCUCCAGGCUGGACAACGCAGUGUCCAUUCCGCCCUCACCAGUUGACCGUCCCCCCCUCGAUGGGUGGCAGCCCGGGGAGCCAGUCUGGGUGAGGAACUUUGGGCGAGGCGAGCCGUCGACUCCAGCCAGCAUUACAUCGACAGACGGAGCCCGCCUGGUGAAUGCCGAUGGUCCGGAGGGGGAAACCAUUCGGCGCCACAGCGACCAGGUGAAGCCACGGGAGUUGGAGCGUGACCAGGGAGAAGCCGGCGACUCUCGGUGCCUCGAAACGGCCGGCGGGGCCCCAGCAGGAGGAACACCGAGGCGAGCGCCAACAAGGAGCGAGAUCGCCGGGAGCCCCUCAACUCCGGUGUUGCGUCGCUCGGGCCGGCAACGCAAACCCCCAGACCGUUACUCACCGUAG
Molecule: messenger RNA, 747 nt
Organism: Rhipicephalus sanguineus (brown dog tick)
Lineage: Eukaryota; Metazoa; Arthropoda; Arachnida; Ixodida; Ixodidae
Exons: 1
Coding region: 1-747 (248 amino acids)
Biological process (GO): DNA integration
Molecular function (GO): nucleic acid binding
Source: RefSeq, a predicted model, not a curated record